GGCAUCCAGUAGAUACGGCCACAGAUGAUACAAUACUGAUAUUUUAAAAGCUAUUACUGUAUUAAGAAAAUAGUAGUUUUUCAAAAAAAGGAAUUGAUCGCUCGAUUAUGAAUUUAAUCUUUGUAAUUGUGGACAUCACAAAUGACAUCUUCAAGUGUCCUUGUUCAACUAGGACAGUGUGGCACGCAGUUGGGUCAUAAUUUGCUUGACACAAUUUAUCAAGAUGCCGUGGAAUGUCCUCUUGGCUUUUCUGCCUCACAGAAUGAAAGAUAUCACCGAAUAUCAACUGAAACUUACUUCAAAGAAUUAAAAACUGGUUUUCAUGAAGCCAGAGCAGUGACUGUUGAUAUGGAGCCAAAAGUUGUCAAUCAAGCUAUUGAAUCUGCCAGAAGAAGUGGAAAAUGGACAUAUCCUGCUGGUAUGCAACUUUGCCGUAAGUCAGGUUCUGGAAAUAACUGGUCUUAUGGAUUUCAGAUACACGGAUCAAGAUGUGAAAAUGAAGUAUUGAGUUUGCUUCGUAAAGAGGCAGAAAAGUGCGAUAGAUUGUCUGGAUUUAUCGUUGUAAUGAGUUUGGCUGGAGGAACUGGUUCAGGCCUUGGUUCUUAUGUGGUCCAGCUUAUUAAAGACAAUUUUCCACAUUCUGUUAUUCUGAAUCCUAUUGUUAUGCCUUACAAAGCCGGGGAAGUUGCAGUGCAAAACUAUAACGCUGUUUUAACUCUUUCAUGUGUGCUUACACACGCCGAUGCAUCAGUAUUAUUGCAUAAUGAUCACUUGCACAAUGUAUGUUCAAAAUCACUCAAUAUUGAUAAAGUUUCAAUAAAUCAUUUAAACACAGUCGCCGCACAUCAGCUUGCUUCUGUUCUGCAGCCCGCAGAUUCUCUCUCAAACAACAGUCUUCUCGAACUUCCUUAUAAGCGACAAGACAUUUUAUUUGAUAUUGUACGAUCCACAUCAUGCCAUUCUCAAUACAAAAUUUUAACUUUGAGAUCAGUGCCCCAUUUGGCUGAUCGUAGUAUCGCAUUUAGUACUUUUAACUGGCCAAGCCUUUUAAAACGCAUGAAACAGAUGCAUUUGACCAAUUUUUUUGUUGAUGAAGGCAUGGACUGGCAAGUACGAUUGGAGAAGAGUAUGCCAAGUUACACCAAACAGCAUAGCAAAAGCCUUGGAAACAUGUUGUUUUUACGAGGUGAGGGUGCAGGAAAAUUGACAGAAAAUGACUUUCAAGAAUUUUUUGAUUCACGUUUAUACGCUUUGUGGGUUCCUUCUGAUGAACAAUGCCAUAUUUGGUCAACACAACGUCGUUUCAGACAGUAUGAAAAGUCUGUAUCAAUGCUCAGUAACAACAGUUUUUGCACUGAAGGGCUUGACACCGUAAUAAACAAAGCUUGGAAUAUGUUUACAGCAAAAGCAUAUCUGCAUCAAUAUACGAAAUAUGGACUCGAAGAAGAAGAUUUUCUAAACGCAUUUGUUAAAGUAGAAAAUGUAAUUAACAGUUACAGAAAAUUGUGAUUUUGUCACAAGAGUAUUACUCAUUUUACUCUAAAAAAAAAUGGAUUUAAAAACUUCAGCUAAUUUUAAGCAUCAUGUUGAUGUAGUAUUAAAUUUUUUUUAUAAGCACAAUCUAGGAUAUUUCAAAUUGCCUACUUUAAGCAAAAAGGUACCAUCUAAAAUUUGGCUGUAAUUUUUGAGUGUGGUCUCAAUGAAAUUCAUAUGCUGUAUGUUUGUUUGUUUCUCAAGCUAUUAAAGAUAAAUACUAUUUUUUUAAGUCAUCCUGGCAAUUAUACUAUUGAAUCGAUUUAUAACAAACUGCCAAACAAGUACCAUUCUUCCUCAAAACCACAAUUAAUGCGCAUAG
Messenger RNA from Styela clava, 1855 nucleotides. Its product is annotated as tubulin delta chain-like. NCBI's taxonomy places the organism in Eukaryota, Metazoa, Chordata, Ascidiacea, Stolidobranchia, Styelidae. Gene Ontology annotation, cellular component: microtubule. Gene Ontology annotation, molecular function: GTP binding; structural constituent of cytoskeleton. The record is from RefSeq and is a predicted model, not a curated record. Gene Ontology annotation, biological process: microtubule-based process.